AUGUCGACCACCCCUCUUGCUCUCUGCCUUUGCUUUGCAUUCCUCUUCUACGUGUCUCAAGGAGCCAAGGUUACAUUCACAAACAAGUGCACAUACACAGUAUGGCCAGGAACCCUAACCGGAGACCAAAAGACGCAGUUAUCAUCAACGGGUUUCGAAUUGGCUCCAGGAGCCUCCAACUCUUUAGACCUUCCAUCUCCAUGGUCGGGCCGCUUCUGGGCCCGAACCGGAUGCUCCAACAACAACGGCAAGUUCACUUGCGCCACCGCUGAUUGCGCCUCCGGACAAGUCGAGUGCAACGGCGCAGGUGCAGUGCCACCAGCAACUCUGGUAGAAAUAACGGUUGCAGAAAACGGAGGACAGGAUUACUACGACGUGAGCAACGUGGACGGGUUCAAUAUCCCCUUGUCCGUAACCCCACAAGGUGGAAGUGGCGACUGCAAAACCUCGAGUUGCCCUAAGAACAUAAACGAUGUGUGCCCUGCAGAACUUCAAAUGAAAGGGUCUGAUGGUAGCGUGAUUGCUUGCAAGAGUGCGUGUUUGGCUUUCGGAGAUGAUAAGUAUUGUUGCAAAGGUGCAUACGGUACUGCAGAGACAUGUCCACCAACGAACUACUCUCAGAUUUUCGAGGAGCAGUGUCCUGAUGCUUAUUCCUACGCUUACGAUGACAAGAACAGCACCUUCACUUGUUCCAACAGGCCUGACUAUGCCAUCACAUUCUGUCCUAAUAACUAA
Molecule: messenger RNA, 735 nt
Organism: Sphenostylis stenocarpa
Lineage: Eukaryota; Viridiplantae; Streptophyta; Magnoliopsida; Fabales; Fabaceae
Source: the annotation of a GenBank genome assembly